GCCGAUCUGUAGAGAUAGUGAUCGUAUGCCUUUAUAGCUUCCGUCUGGCUUAGUCUAUGCUCCGAUCUCUCAGGACUCAGAUCACAGCUUAAUUUUCUCGAGCUUUAAAAGCAAGUUGACAAAACGCAAAAAAGGAUAUCGGCCGGAGUGUACGGUUUCUCUGUCGCCGGUAUGAUGAUGGUGACUUGGCUAGCCGGUAAACCCUGCAAAUCGCUUUCUGAGCUCCAUAAGUCAAUAGUCGUGACAAAGAAGCACCUUGAGUCCCUUGAACAAUGGGAGAAAGAUUGCCUUGAGAAGGCUGCCAUAAAUCUUGAGAAAGCAAGAGAACAUUGCCGGAAAUAUGACAGAGAUGAUGCUUUAUACUGUUUGAAAUUGAAGAGGCUACACGAGCGAACAGCUCAAACAUCUAGGAAUUUACAGCUUCCUGUCCGUAUACAAUUGGUUUCGAUGGAACGUGUGAAAGAUAAAUUGACUGAAGCGAUGCGAGAUAAAGAUCACACAACCAAGAAGACUAUCCAAGUCUUUAUUUAUUUUUCUUUGCUCCUCUUAAUAUUAGCCUACUUUGUAUAAUCUUAAUACACUCGUGGUCUCCAAUAACAGAUAAUUAGGAAACGGAAAUUAUAAAUUGAA
Messenger RNA from Capsella rubella, 630 nucleotides. RefSeq names its product vacuolar protein sorting-associated protein 32 homolog 2. The coding region runs from base 172 to 570 and encodes 132 amino acids. Lineage: Eukaryota; Viridiplantae; Streptophyta; Magnoliopsida; Brassicales; Brassicaceae. The transcript is spliced from 5 exons. The record is from RefSeq and is a predicted model, not a curated record.